GUGGCUGUGAAGCUGUGAUGGUGGACAGUGUCUGACUCAUUGGCAGCAAUGACAGAAAACUGCGUUUCUCACGAAGUCGUGGAGCUGGAGGAGCUUCCUGCCGUGGAUGCGGUAAACGACACCGAGGCGACCCCGAGCGAAACUCCUGAAAUAUCUCAGCUCAGAGAAGUUGAAGCUUUGCUGGAGAUGGACAGGAAAGAAAAGCAGGAGGAAGAAAAAGAAAAGCUGGACGGACAGACAGACACUGAGGCAGUGAUGGAGGGCGCUCCGUGUUGGCCUGCGUGGUCGGAGAGCAGGAACAGCUACCCGGCGACGGUGGUGGCGGCUGAUGGUGAGCGCUCCAGGGUUCGCUUCAGUGUCUACGGCAACAAGGAGGACAUGGCCGUGAGCACACUGUGGAGUCCCAGCGCUACAGAGCAAACGCAGAACUCACAGCCUCAGGACUGGAAGCCCGGGUCGCGUUGCCGGGCCGUUUACUCGGCCGACGGCCUGGUUUACCCCGCUGUGGUGCUGUGGGUCAAAGAUCAGCGCUGCCGCGUUCGCUACGACGAGUACAACAACGAGGAGGAGCUGGACGUUGGCAGCCUGCUGCAUCCCGACGAGCUGCGCGGCCCAAGCAGAGCCGCCGCCAUAACCAAGGGCAGCAGCUGGAUUCCCAGUCCUCCCAGCAGCAACCUGGACUGGAAGAGAUGGAGGAGAGACGAGAGCAAAGGAGACAGAGGACGAGGGAGGACGUCCGCACCGAGAGACGAUCCAAACAUGAUGAAAGCGAGAUCCAAGAAUGAGAACACAGCAGAGAAAGAAACCGCAGAGAAAAGGAAAGGAGACCCGACUAACAUCUUCUUCCCUCCGUUUCCUCCUCCUCAGAUCGGAUCAGUGAGCCCCCUGUCCUUCGUCCCUCCUCCUGUCCCUCCUGUCCCUCCUUUCCCUCCUGCUUGGACGCUCCCUGGGAAGGAAGCGGGCGACUGCCAGGACGUCAGCGCCGUCACCAACAUGUUCAUGCUGUGGUACAUGUGCGGCUUCCACACCGGCAGCUUCCUGGCUCAGCAGAGAUCCUCACCGCCCUCCAAAGACUAAACAUCCCUCUGAACACAGGAAGACCCGGUAAACACACACUAACCCUGCUGUUCUAACAAAUACUGACAUCUGGUGGUGAAACAGGAGAUAGCAGCUACUGACUUUGACUUGGCUACUCUUGUUAGGUCCUGUUGGGUCCUGUUAGCUCCUGUUGGGUCCUGUUGGCUCUUGUUAGCUCCUGUUAGCUCCUGUUGGCUCCAGCUGAGUUUGGAUUAAUCCAGAAAUGGAAGAAAAUACUGUUUGACUGGAUUUGGCUCCAGUUGAAAGCUGAAUCUGAUUUUUGGUAGAUCACUUCCUCCCAAACUGGAUUGCAAAUGACUCCUAUUUCUGGGUGGAUUUUCUCCAAAGGAUGAGCUAAGAUAUGAUCUAUUUUAUUUUGAAAGGUAACUUGAUUCUGUCUGUGGCUUCCUGCUCUUUUCUCUCUUGAUAAGGUAAAUGGAUCAAACCAGAACCUCUAAUAGAGCAGAAGCUGCUUCAGAAAUAUUGACUCCACAGGAAGAUUUUCCUUUUUUCAUAGUAGAGAACAAAAAGCUGCAGUUUGCUUUUGCUUUUUUCUAUUAUCUCUUUAUUUUUUAUCAGUGAAAAUAUAUAUUUUUGUUCAUGUUUGACUUGAAAAAGGGAAUUUUGUUCAGAGUUAUUAAAAUAAUAUGUGGUUGUUUUCUGAGUCUGUGUGUGUUAAAAACUGGAUGUUGUAGCAGAAAAUGAGAUGUUUGAUAAAUCUGAAGUAUUUUGGUAUUAAAGAAAGACGAUAACGACGUUGCUUGUCUGGGUUGAGCUGCCGGUGGACAGGAGGAGUCCACAUAGGCGUGUUGACCGACUUUGGCUGCUUUGACGUAAACGGUGACACAGACGGAUCCUGCGGAGCUGCGGCUCUUCCUGCCAGCUGCUCCGGUUAAAGAGACGCUUCAAAUACGUCUGAUUUUUGAUUCCAUGAGCUUCAUCUCCAUUUUUCACAUGGUAAAGGAUUUACGGCUCCGAUCAGAUCUGCUAAUUUUAUCCACGUCGCACAGUAUGAAAUGUUUUCAUCUUAAUUUUAUGACAUAAUCUCCAAAAAAUUAUUCAAAUUUCACCUGAAAGUCUUAAAUUAUAGGAAAAUAGGUGUUAAAAUCCGUUGAACUUUGAUGUCUGAGAUCCACUGAGGAGAAAAGGAUUCUGUCUGAGAUUUUAUUAGACCUCUGAGACAUGAGUGUCUAUGGAGGGCUAAUCCUGCCAAAAGUAAUAAAUGUAGAGCAAAAAGCCUCAAUAAACACAAUAAUGUGCCAAAUGUUUUAUACAAAUAUAACAAGUAAUGACUUUCCCAACUUAUUUGAUUAGACAAUAAGAAAGUCGAACAGUAAGAUAGUAUAAUAACAAACAAAAUGGCAAAUGCACAAAGCAAAUUACUGCAACAUAUUAGGGCCAUUGUGGAGAGAAAACAAAUUCCACUAGAAAAUCAUAAAAAACACGACUUGGAGUGUUUUUUUUUAAAGAUUAUUUUCAAAAUGUUAUUUUUUUGUAUUUGGUUCAUUUUUAGAAAUUUUUCAA
Messenger RNA from Poeciliopsis prolifica (blackstripe livebearer), 2601 nucleotides. Its product is annotated as survival motor neuron protein-like. Gene Ontology annotation, cellular component: nucleus; cytoplasm. Bases 49 to 1077 code for a protein of 342 amino acids. The transcript is spliced from 9 exons. Gene Ontology annotation, biological process: mRNA processing. Lineage: Eukaryota; Metazoa; Chordata; Actinopteri; Cyprinodontiformes; Poeciliidae. Gene Ontology annotation, molecular function: RNA binding. The record is from RefSeq and is a predicted model, not a curated record.